Molecule: messenger RNA, 318 nt
Organism: Vigna unguiculata (cowpea)
Lineage: Eukaryota; Viridiplantae; Streptophyta; Magnoliopsida; Fabales; Fabaceae
Source: RefSeq, a predicted model, not a curated record
AUGGCAACAAGAUACGAGAUAGAGAGGUUCAAUGGGAAAAAUUUUUCAUUGUGGAAACUGAAGAUGAAGGAAAUUUUGAGAAGGAACAAUUGUCUAGCGGCAAUUGAAGAAAGACCUACGGGCAUUACAAAGAAAAAGUGGAAGGAAAUGGAUAACAAUGCUAUAGCAAAUUUGCAUUUAGCAUUGGCAGAUGCGGUUUUAUCCAGCAUUGCAGAGAAGACUACAGUGAAGGAGAUUUGGGAUACUCUCACAAGCAUGUACGAGGUUAAGUCACUUCACACAAGAAUAUUCUUGAAGAGAGAACUCUAUACUCUUUGA